GUGCCCCGCGCGCGCCAACAUGGCGCCGCCGCGGCUGCUGCUGGUGCCGCCGCUGCUGCUGGCGCUGCUGGUGCCGUCGCUGCGGGCGGCUGCGGGCGGCGCCGGGACCUGCCGGGGGGGCCUCGGGCUCCGGGCCGCCGAGGGCCGCGACGCCGAGGCCUGCGGGCUCACGCUGACGCUGGAGCACUCCUUCGAGCUGGACGACAGCAUCCGCUUCCGCAAGCGGGGGACGCUGGCCUGGAGCCCCGCGGCCGAGCCCGGCCUCUCGCUGACGCAGAAGCAGCUGAGCGAGGAGGAGCGCAACAAGCUCCGGGACGUGGCGGCCCGGGACGGGCUCUACCGGGUGCGCGUUCCCCGCAAGGCGCCGGGCCCCGGCGAUGAGAGCGACGCCGAGUACGUCACCUCCUUCGUCCGGGCGUGCGCCAUGGUGGAGUCGCACCUCUCGGACCAGCUGACGGUGCACGUGGACGUGGCCGGCAACGUGGUGGCCGUGGCCGUGGUGGCCGUGCCGGGCGCCUGCCGCGGCGCCGAGGUGGAGGACGUCGACCUGGAGCUCUUCAACACCUCCGUGGCCCUGCGCCAGCCCGUGCCCGCCGCCGUCCCCGAGACGGCCGCCUUCAUCGAGCGCCUGGAGCAGGAGCAGGCGCAGCGCGCCAAGAACCCCCAGGAGCAGAAGUCCUUCUUCGCCAAAUACUGGAUGUACAUCAUCCCCAUCGUCCUCUUCCUCAUGAUGUCCGGAGCGCCCGACGCCGGGGGGCAGGGGGGGGGCAGCGGGGCCGGGGGGGGCGCGGGGGGCAGGUGAGGGCCGGCUCCUGCCCUG
Molecule: messenger RNA, 820 nt
Organism: Dromaius novaehollandiae (emu)
Lineage: Eukaryota; Metazoa; Chordata; Aves; Casuariiformes; Dromaiidae
Gene: EMC10
Product: ER membrane protein complex subunit 10
Exons: 7
Coding region: 20-802 (260 amino acids)
Cellular component (GO): EMC complex
Source: RefSeq, a predicted model, not a curated record